This is a messenger RNA of Vespa velutina, 6126 nucleotides long. RefSeq names its product hybrid signal transduction protein dokA-like. The transcript has 9 exons. Gene Ontology annotation, cellular component: neuron projection membrane. The coding region runs from base 1048 to 3444 and encodes 798 amino acids. NCBI's taxonomy places the organism in Eukaryota, Metazoa, Arthropoda, Insecta, Hymenoptera, Vespidae. The record is from RefSeq and is a predicted model, not a curated record. Gene Ontology annotation, biological process: synapse organization.
AUGAUACUCUCGUGUUAGAAGAAAAAUCGUGCGAGCGACGAGGCAACGUGCGACGUGAGUCGCCGCCACGAACGCGAUUUAAUAGAUCGACGAAAGAAUGUGACGAAUCCUUUUUGGAUUUUCUACGAAGAGUCGGAUGUUGUUAAGAACGCGCAUUUCCACAUUGAUGGAUGUAACGAAUGCUAAACUUUAUUCCAUUUGCCUUCUUCGUACGAUAAAUAUUAUUUAUGUAUAUAACGCAUCGCAAUUUAAUUGAAAUACCCGUCGUAAGUAGAAAACAGAGAAACCCUACAUUGACAAUUUGACAAUUACUUGAAUUUUAUUUCAAAAUGUGAAAGGAAGGGAAGGAAUAGAUGUUGUUGUUGUUGUUGUUGUUGUUGUUGUUGUUAAGGGAUAUGAUCGUCAAUGAUCCGAUUAAAUUUGUUUAAUUUUUUUUUUCUUUAAAAGAUCUUUGCGAUAGAUAAAAAAAAAAUAAAACAAAAAGAAGAAAGAAUUGCAAAGAUUACAAAAAAAAAGAAAAAAAAAAGAAAAAAGAAAAAAAAAAGAAAAAAAGAAAAAAGAAAAGAAAAAAGAAUAAAAGAAAGGACAUACCUGCGCAUGCACGUUUGUGUCGAAGAUCCAUGAAUCAAUCGGUCGAUCGAUCGAUCGAUCGAAAACGACGGAUUCGGAAGAAAUAGACAAAUAGACAAUUUCUUCGUAUCUUCGAACGAAUAAUCAAAAUCGAAGAUAUGCGGUGUGUUGGUCCUUCGACGAUCGGUGGUUCGUUAGAAAUUAACAAAUUAUGGCUAUCGUACAAAGGCAAUCGUUUUGGCUCGAUGACUUUGGCAAACCACACGUGCUCUCUCGGAACAUGACAGGAAAUCCAAUUGAAUAGAGAGCUGUGAUUAGCGAAUGGAAAUGGAGAAAGACGAAGAGAAGAAUGGAGCAAGUUCCUGAAGGUUGAGAUAGAACGAAAUAGCGAAGAAGAAAGAAAAAAAAAAAAGAAGGAGGGAAAGAUUGAGGGGGAGAAAGAGAGAGAGAGAGAACACGAGUGAGAGGAUCGUCGAUAUGACAAGUCGGAUAAUGCAGCCGACCGUCUCAACACUCGGCAUCAUCGCCAUCGUUUUCGUCACGAUCACUGCCACGGCAUCAGAAGCCGAGAACGGUGGCGCCAUCGGGCUUGAUAUCAAUCAUCCUGGAGGCAGGAACACGGAGGAGGAUCAUCGACACUUUCCGGAUAACGAGAGAAGUACGAGGAAUAACAACAACACAAACAACAACAACAACAACAACAACAAUAAUAAUAAUAAUAAUAAUAAUAAUAAUAAUAAUAAUAAUAACAACAACAGCAGCAACAGUGGCAGCAGCAACAAUAACAACAACAACAAUAACAAUAAUAACAGUAGCAGUAGCAGCAAUAACAAUAACAAUAAGAAUAAAGAGGAAGUGAAGGAGGAGGAGGAGGUUUGGCACGUUGAUAAAAUCAACGUUAAUUCUACGAUAGAUUUGUCUUAUCCAAAGAUAAAGAGAAAAUCUGAUGUUACGACGUUAUUAUCGGCAUCGACGAUGAUGACAAUGAUGAUAGAACGAUCGAAUAGAAAUAAUAAUACUAAUGAGAAAAGGACAAUUAGAAAGGAAGUAGAUAGAAUCGAGUUUCUCGAUUACGAGGAAACAGAGCAACAAUAUCAGAGGGAUCAAAGUAAAGUGAAAAUUGAUCAAGGUAUAUCAAGGAUUCAGGAUGAUCCUAAAGAUGAUUCAACGGUGACGAUUCUUCCAUCGAGAUCCCAUCAAAGGAUAUCGAUCGAUGUUACUACGUCCAGGGAUUUCUCAAUGUUAGCUGAUAGUACGAGCCUAUUCGAAAGCCAAUUGGAAAACAGUGUUACAGUGAAGGCUACUUAUUUGGAAAUACCUCAACAGGAUCCCUCGACGAGUAGUAGCAGCAGCAGUAAUAGUAAUAGUAAUAGUAAUAGCAAUAGUAGUAGUAGUAGUAGUAGUAGUAGUAGUAAUAUCAUCAACAUCAGUAACAAUAACAACAACAGUGGCAAAAUUGACGUCGAGUCAUCGUCAUCUUCUUCCUCCUCGUCCUUCUCUUCGAGUAACGUUAGAUCGAACGAUCUUCAUCGAUCUUCUCGAUUAAAGUUACGAUACGAGAACGAACACAAUAAAAAUAUUGAUCGUGGACAUUAUGAAUCAUCUAGUAUACGUUCGAUCGAUGAUGAUUCCCCGUCGCAAUAUCUUCGUUCUACCGAAUCGAUCGAGCUAAAGGAUUUCAAUGACAUAAAAGCGAUAUCCUUUCAAGUACCAAAGCCAGAAAUGUUUGAAGAGUUAAAUGGCGAUGAGAAGGAACGUGAUAGUUCCUUAGAAUCAAUUGUUAAAUCUGUUCGUAAGAAUAAUCAUGAUAUCGAUAAUAUCAAAAUUGAGGAUCCAUUAAAAAUGAUACCGGAAACGAGAAAGGAUCGUUCGAGAUUAAUGAACGAAUUAUCCGGUAAUGAGAAAUCAACGAAAGCGUUUUACGAGAUCAAACCAUCGGUUAAAACCGAACUCGAAAGGAAUAAUGACGGUCAUAAUAAUAAUAAUAAUAAUAAUAAUAAUAAUAAUAAUAAUAGUAAUAGUAAUAGUAAUAGUCGUCGUCAAUCGAUUAUUACUAGCACGCAAAAGACUUUGUUAGGUGGAAAAUUUGUUUUGCCGAGCGUUGACAGUGCCAUUGGAAAAUUUGGACCGUACUUCGUCGAUGGCGAUCGAGAGAUCAACGUAACUGCAAGAAUUGGUAGCACCGUUGGCCUUGAUUGCAAGAUAGGCUUGCUUGGUGAUAAAAAGGUCACUUGGGUGCAACAAGACGAGGAUUCCUUUCGACUUUUAACCGUUGGCAGGAUCCCUUAUAGCGUCGAUCAAAGGAUCAGCCUUCAUUAUCGAUACCCAAGUAACUGGAGAUUGCAAAUCCUGUAUGCUUCGCCAAGGGACUCAGGACUGUACAAGUGUCAAGUGUCCACUCAUCCACCUCUCGUGAAAAAAAUUAAUGUCAUCGUCACAGCACCAAUCUUAACGAUAACAGACGAUUCCGGGAGAACAGUGGCGAAGGAGAGACACUUAAAAGCUGGAAGCGCCCUUCGUUUGAGAUGCGAGGCAAGGGACGUAUUAGAAUCUCAAAAUGAAACAGUCGUUUGGACAAGAGGAGACGAAACGCUCACUGAUAACGUCAGCGAGAACAGGACAACGGAGAUGACAGAGGGCAAGGAGGUCCUUGUGAUAGUAACAACUCUUAUCGUCGAAAGAGCUAGCCCGAGGCACGCCGGUAACUAUAGUUGCUUGGUGCCUGGAAUAGCCAAGACGACUAUAGCCGUUCACGUUCUCAAUGAAUCUUUUUCUCGUCGAAGGGAAGAACGGAAAGGAAGGGAAAAAAGAUUAAAAAAGAAAAAAAAAAAAGGGAGGAAAAAAGGAAUAGAAAAGAAAGGAAUGAAGGAGUAAAUUGAAGGUAAAUCGACGUUACUACGACUCGACUCGUUUCUCGCGUAGUAAGAAGUUGUUAAUCUCUCUGUAAGAGAGAGAGAGAGAGAGAGAGAAAGAGUGAGAGAGAGUGAGAGAGAGAGAGAGAGAAAGAGCCACGUUCUCUCAACGAUCUUAAUUCAAAAACGUUUUCGAACUUUUUCUUGGCUGUCGAGUUGAAGGAAAAAAAAAAAAAAAAGAAAAUGAAAGAAAAAAGAAAAAAAGAAGAAGAAGAAGAAGAAGAAAAAAAAGAAAAAGAAAAGAGAAUGGAUUUAUUCUUCGCACGUUGGUUUAACGUGCGUUUCACGACGAUAAAUCACUUCAACGCCAUUUCGGAUUAACUCGUCCUAAACCCCACCGUACACUCCGAACUUGUCGAAAUGUGGUGAACAUCCUUUCCGUAUGUACGUAUGUAUAUAUAUAUAUAUAUGUAUAUACGUAUGCACCUUAUGUUAGUACGUAUCUCUACGUAUCUACAUAUACGUAUUUAUACGUAUGCAGAUAACAUUGUCUCUUGUUUGUCCUAUCUCCCUCCGUAGAGACAUUUUUAAAUGGAGAAAAUCUCGAAAUAAGUAAAGACCCUUUCAACGAUUACGUAGAUAUUUCUCUUUUCAUUGACAUGUCGAAUGGUAGAAGAGAAAGAAAAAAAGAGAGAGAGAGAGAGAGAGAGAGAGAGAGAGAGAGAGAAAAGAAAAUUAUUGAUCCACCGAACGAAUUUUAGCGAUUUUUAUUUAGAAAUAUUUCUAAGCGCAUCCAUGUAAGAUCUUAAUGGCGGACAUCGCGAUGAUCAAAGGAAAAAGAAAAAGAAAAAAGAAAAAGUACGAAAGAAAAAAAAAAGAAAAAAAAUAGAAAGAAAGAAAAAGAAGAAAAGAAAAGAGAAGAAAGAAAAAUGUUAGGAGAAGUAACGGAGUUGAAACAGCUCGUCCAGAAAGCGACGACGUGUCACACGUUUCAUGGAGAUGGAAUUGCCAGUAGCCCUAAUGUUGACAGCAGCAUGAAAAUGAGACGAGGAUGACGCCAUGAAACGAGGGGGAUGAAAGCUGAGAGAGGAAAAGAAAGAGACAGAAAGAAAGAAAGAGAGAGAGAUAGAGAGAGAGAGAGAGAGAGAGAGAGGUAAAGAAAAGGGAAAAAAUAGCUGCUGAAGGGCUGUGUGCUACUUCCGUUUUUUUUUGUCUUCAUUUUUUAUUCUUUUUUCCCCCUUUUUAUUUUCUUUUCUUUUUUUUUUUUGUUUGUUUGUUGGUUUUUUCUUUUUUUUUUUUUCUUUUUUUUUUUUCUUUUCGUCCAUUCGCCUACUUCGCACGUACACACACGUACGUGCGAUAUACUCACACUAAAAUUUUUAACGAGCAGAUACGGAUGACCUCUCUCUCUCUCUCUCUCUCUAUCUAUCUAUCUAUCUAUCUAUCUUUAUCCGUCUAUCUCUAUUCAUCUAUCCGUCUAUAUAUCUCUCUCACUCUCUGACUCUUCCGCUGAUAUCCUCACUCUUUCCGUGUCAACCAUGUUAUAUACCCGUAAUGCCAUUUUAUCCUUAAGCAUACGCAGAAGCGCGAAAUCCGAGAACAAUGUGCUCUAGCUAUGAUCACUAUGCGUUGUAUGUAUAGAGUAUGUUAUCAUCUGUUACGGUCACAUAGAGUCACAACGAGAAAAAAUGAAUCCUACGAUCCGAGGGUUUUGUUUAUUUAAUAAAAAUCAAAUUUCUUUAUCAAUUAAUAUGGAUUUGUGUUUGCUUUUUUUGUUUCUCCUUUUUUCUUUUCUCUCUUUCUUUGUUCUCUGUCUCUUUUUUUUUUUUUCCUUCUUUCAUAGAAUUCAUUUUUCGAAAGAAGAAAUUUUCAACAUGAUUACUUUCGUCGUAGAAAUUGGUGAUCUGUAAAUUGGUGAUCACGGUCGUGUAGUAUAUGUAGAAAAUUUCAUUUCAAAGGACCUCGUUGAAAUAUGCAACAUUAUAUACGGAUAUGCCAAUACAAUGUGUAAAUCAACUCUUUUUUCUUUUUUUUUUUCUUUUCUUUUUUUCUCUUUUAUUUUUAUAUCGAUAGACGUCAAUUACAAUCAACGUUGUUAUCGAGCAACUGUAACGUUGUGCAUAAAUUUUCGAUGUCACGACAUGUUGUUGCAAAAUGAUUAAAGAAAAUCGUUCAAUAUAACAAUAAUAUGUACAAUGUGUUAUUAUUGUUACUGUUGCUGUUGUUGUUGUUAUUGUUGUUGUUACUGCUGUUGUUGUUGUUGGAAAAUAUUGGGCAAAAAGGAAAAGACUCAUGGAAAGUGAAAUUUGUCAAAGCCCGACUCAGUAUAUAUAUAUAUAUAUAUUAUCGGUUAGCUUUUCGUCGAUCGAUCUUUCCAAUUGAUGAGGAAUAAUAUCCCCGAUAGAGGAUGAGUGUAUUCCUCGGUGAUCGUGAAAAUCCGAAUUUAAAAGGAAAUUCACGGCGUGAAAUGUGAAGGACAUUUUCAACGACUACGAGCUACGAAAUAUCGGAUUUCGUUACAGCUGUUCGAGAUGUCAAGAUGUAUGUAUGUCGCGUUAUACUCGCGUUGAAUAUUGAUCGAGUCGUUCGUUCAUUCGUUCGUUCGUUCGUUCGUUCGUUCGUUCGUUCGUUCGUUCGUUCUCGAGUUGGCACUGAAUCAUUCCAACGUGCAAAAGAAAAUCAAAUCUUUUAUAUAAAAGAGAAA